CCAGACUUGUGAACACGUAUAAAUGAACUCUGUGAGAAAGAGACCUGCUCAAUAACCAGAGGCAACUUUCCACGAAGAUGAAAUUCAGGUUACAAGUGGUUGUGGCAGCUUUUUUCGUACAUUUGGCUCUCUCCCAAGAGUGCGGUAAACGACACUUUCUCUCUCGAGUUGUGGGUGGUGAGGAUGCACCAAAGCAUUCUUGGCCUUGGCAAGUGUCCCUUCGAAUCCCCGGCCGCGAAGGGAAUCCGGUGCACAUUUGUGGCGGCUCUUUGAUCGGGAACGAGUGGGUGGUGACUGCGGCACAUUGUGUUGUGGACCAAUGUGACAGACCUCGGGAUCCUGCUCAGUUGACCGUUGUUCUCGGUGCACACGAACGUCUUGGCACAACCGAUGUACAGCAGUCAAUUAAAGUAAAGGCACUCUUUCCUCACGAGGGCUUCAGUAUGCAACACUUAGCGAAUGACAUCGCGCUUUUACACCUUAGCACAACGGCCAAGAUGAGCGACAAAGUCAACCCCGUUUGCCUUCCCGACCAAGGAUCUCGAAUUCCUGCCGGCUAUCCUUGUUACAUAACAGGCUGGGGUCGAACCGAAGGUGGAGGCAAAGUCGCAGACAUCUUGCAACAAGCGAUACUUCCCGUACAGAGCCACGACAAUUGUUCCAAAGUAAACGACGACUUGGGACCGAUAGACGAAACAUCCAUGAUCUGUGGAGGAAGUGGUAAACCAGAACAGGCAGGUGGUUGCCAAGGUGAUAGCGGUGGGCCAUACGUAUGCGCGGAAUAUGGCAAAUGGGUGUUGCGCGGUGCUGUGAGUUGGGGUCAUGGUUUGUGCAAGACGGAAUACUUUUCUGUUUUCGCACGAAUAAGCUCUUUCAGGGACUGGAUUGACGCAAAGAUUGAGAGUGAUGGAAUGGGGUCCGAUCUACAGAUGGCAUUGACGCCCUGCCACCUCAAGCCAAACAGUUUAAGGGAAUUUUGUCGAAGCCAGACGAAGCUUUUCGAUAAGAUGAAAUUUCAGUUACAAGUUUUUGUAGCGGCUCUUCUCGUAAAACUAGUACUUUCCCAAGAGUGCGGAAAACGCCACUUUCUCUCUCGAGUUGUGGGUGGGGAGGAUGCACCGAGGCACUCGUGGCCCUGGCAGGUGUCCCUGCGAGUUCUCAGUCUAGGUGGAAGGCUGGUGCACAUCUGCGGCGGUUCGUUGAUCAGAGACGAAUGGGUUGUGACCGCAGCGCACUGUGUGGUGGACCAGGAUGACAUUCCCCGAGAUCCCUCUUUUUACACCGUUAUUGUGGGCGCACACGAACGUCUCGCCACUACGGAUGUACAGCAGACAAUUAAAGUGAGCGCGCUCUUUUCUCACGAGGACUUCAGUAUGCAACAUCUAAAAAAUGACAUCGCUCUUCUGCACCUAAGCCAACCGGCCAAGCUGAGCGACAAAGUCAAUCCCGUCUGCCUUCCUGUCCAAGAAUCUGAAAUUUCAGCUGGCCACCGGUGCUAUAUAACAGGAUGGGGUCUGACUGAAGGUGGAGGCAAUGUCGCAGACACCUUGCAACAGGCAAUGCUUCCCGUACAGAGCCACGAGCGAUGUUCCAAUGAGUGGGGUAGAUUAGGGGUACCAAUUGACAAGAAAUCCAUGAUCUGUGCAGGGAGUGGUAAACCAGGACAAGCAGGUGGUUCUCAAGGUGAUAGCGGUGGACCAUACGUAUGCGAGGAAAAUGGUAAAUGGGUUUUGCGUGGUGCUGUGAGCUGGGGUCAUCGCAUGUGCAGAACUGAUUUAUUUAAUGUCUUUGCGCGAAUAAGCUCUUUCAGGGACUGGAUUGAUGCAAAACUUAAGGCCCAAGUACUUCAGAAAGUUUAG
Stylophora pistillata is the source of this 1859-nucleotide messenger RNA. Its product is annotated as transmembrane protease serine 9. NCBI's taxonomy places the organism in Eukaryota, Metazoa, Cnidaria, Anthozoa, Scleractinia, Pocilloporidae. Gene Ontology annotation, biological process: proteolysis. The record is from RefSeq and is a predicted model, not a curated record. Gene Ontology annotation, molecular function: serine-type endopeptidase activity.